AUGUCAGAAAGCGAAGAACAGGCUCCACGCAGUAGCGGCAACUGCCUCAAGACAUUCUGCAGUGGCCUCACCAUGACGGGAGGUGACAUGGGCUCUCUGUCUCAGUUGUUCUUUGACAACUUGUCCACCCUACUCGGUGCGCUUUUUGCCAUUCAAGAUUUGACCAACUUUGGUCCAAACGCCGUCUCCAAAGGUGUCAUGGACGAAUACGUUUGGGGCCGCAUAGUUCCCGGUGUCGGAAUCACCCUGUUGAUUGGAAACAUCUACUACUCGUGGCAAGCGGUUCGUCUCACCAACAAGUAUGGCCGUCCUUACACUGCCCAGCCCUAUGGAUUGAAUACUCCGGCUGCCUUUGCCUUUGUUUUCAAUAUCAUUUAUGCCGUCUUUUUUGCGGAAGGCGGCGGUGAUGCCGGCUUUAUCAAGGGUUACAAGGUUGCCCUCGUGGCCAAUUUCAUCACGGGUCUCAUUUCCAUCUUGUUUGGCUGCUUCGGUCCUUUGAUUCUCAAGGUCGUUCCACCGGCAGCACUCCUCGUGCCUAUCGCCGGUAUCGGAUUUGCCUUUUUGGGAAUUGAACAGGUCUCCUACAGUAUUGCAGCACCCAUUGUCGGAUACUCCGCCAUCAUGUGGGUAUUCUUGGGAUGGUAUGCGGGAGUCCGCAUUGGAGUCGGAAAGUACCGUAUCCCCGAAGCCUUGCAAGUCAUCUUGGUCGGUGUCAUUUUGGGCUGGGCGACUGGCCUUAAUGAUCCCGAAGAUACCAAGCAAGCUGCCGAGCUCGUCAAGUGGUGGGGACCCGUCUGGAGCGCCGGUGACAUGUUUGGCGACUUUGGCAUGGUCAAGGAUUAUUUGGGUAUUGUGAUUCCGAUUGGAAUUUCUGCCGCCGCCACCACACUCAUGUGUCUCGUGUCUGCCAAGGAAGCAGGUGAUCCCUUCCCCGUUCGCGAGACCAUGAUUAUUGAUGGUAUCGGUACUUGCAUUGCCUCGUUCUUUGGAUCUCCUUUUGGUACUGUCGUUUACAUUGGACAUCCAGCACACAAGGCAUCGGGUGCCAAAGUUGGAUACUCCUUGGUCAAUGGCAUUAUUUAUUUUAUCAUGUCGUUCUUUGGCAUCCUCGCCUUGAUCCAGUCUCUCGUCAACCAAGCUACCAUUGGACCGAUCGUUCUCUUUGUUGGAUUGAUGGUCAAUCAAGAAGCCUUGGAUUUCAUCCCAUCUCGUCACUAUCCUGCUUAUGUCAUUGGAUUGUUCCCCUCGGUCUACGAUUGGGUCACCAACGUCUCGGGUAGAGCUCCCUUGACCGACGAUGGAACCUUCAAUACCAACACUCCAGGCGGUGCAGGAUGGAUUGGUGUUUUGGGAUGGAAGCGUGGUGCACUCCUUGUAUCCAUGCUUUGGGUUGCAAUGCUUGUCAACGUCAUUGACCGCCAGUGGAAGGUUGCAACUAUUUGGGCCCUGAUUACUGCCAUGUUUGCUCUCUUUGGAAUUAUCCAUGUACCAGAAGCUGGAUUCGACAACUUUGAUGAUGCUUUCUGGGAACAAUGUACCAGUAAUGGAUGCUGGGAAUUCGGAUAUCAAUGGAUGUACUUUGUCUCGUACAUCAUUCUCACUGCCACGUUUGCCUUGGUUGGCUUUGCUUCCAAGCUUGACAGCACCAUUGAAGAUCCCAUUGAUGACGAAACUCGCCAUGCCUUUGACGAUUGGUUUUCUGAAGCCUCAAUGGAUACCACUGUGCACCGCAAGAAAGAUAUGAAAGAUCUUCCCCCCGGAGUAGAAAAGGUAGCAAGUGAUGAGCCGGAUGAAAAGUUGCCAAGCGAUACUGAAAACGGUGACGAGGCGCAAGCCUAA
Messenger RNA from Cylindrotheca closterium, 1839 nucleotides. The record is from the annotation of a GenBank genome assembly. NCBI's taxonomy places the organism in Eukaryota, Bacillariophyta, Bacillariophyceae, Bacillariales, Bacillariaceae.